This is a messenger RNA of Anopheles maculipalpis, 399 nucleotides long. Its product is annotated as small integral membrane protein 13. The transcript is spliced from 2 exons. Bases 108 to 395 code for a protein of 95 amino acids. The record is from RefSeq and is a predicted model, not a curated record. Lineage: Eukaryota; Metazoa; Arthropoda; Insecta; Diptera; Culicidae.
UGUGAUAGCUUUAAUUUGCAGUGUAACACAAUUGCAACAACUUAUCGUAUACGGGUUGACUGUUUGGUAGAGGAUCGUGGCUAACCUUCCCUUGGCAAUGUGCAAUCAUGAAUGUGCAGGAUGGUAUUAAUGCUGCAUUUUCGGUGCUUGUUUCGGUGCUGAUAGUGAUAGUGUUGGUUUGUUUAGGUUGGUAUCUAGUCUGGAAGCUGUUUCUCUCCCGAUUUAAGCUGGUACGCGAGCUGCUAGGCAUUGCCCAGUCGAACGAACAUUCGCCAGCACACACCUCGGGCAAGGAUUACUCAACGGCGGGCAGUGGCGGUAUCAGUGGUGGCAACAGUCUCAACAACUUAAACGUCGAUAAUAGGACACGUACCCGCAAGGUACGAAGAGAUUAGUCGU